This is a messenger RNA of Entrophospora sp. SA101, 693 nucleotides long. NCBI's taxonomy places the organism in Eukaryota, Fungi, Glomeromycota, Glomeromycetes, Entrophosporales, Entrophosporaceae. The record is from the annotation of a GenBank genome assembly.
AUGGCAAACACCACCACCACCACAUCAUAUCAUUUAACUCCUCCUCCAACACGAAAUAAUGAAUUAAGCGCAGCAUCUAAUAGUAAUAAUAGUCCAAUAUCACAAAGAAGUCCACCUUCGCCUCGUACUCAAUCAAAAUCUAUAUUAACUAUUGCUCUACAAAAGGCUCAAUCUGCUGUAGAGUUUGAUGCUGCAAAUGAUUUCACUGCCGCAUUAGAGGCUUAUAGAGAGACAGUUGAACUUCUUUCACAGGUUGUAGAUAAAGCUGUAAAUGACGUUGAACGGCGAAGGUUGCAAUUAAUUCACAGUACAUAUGUUGAUCGAAUACGAUUACUAUCCGCGAUAUCACCGGAUUCAUCUAUGGAUGGUACUGAUGGCAUUGAGUCAGAUCAAACCUCAACUGAAAAUAACAAUGACGGAAAUAAACAAAAUGAAAAUUCUACAGAUUUAAUCACUUCAAUUUCAUUAUCACCAAUAACUGUAUCAAAUAACGCCGGACCUACACGUGUUUUCAUACCACCACCACCACCAAAUAUCGCACCUCCAACUACUUCAUCUGGUUUGGGUGAAAAAGAUGAAUCUAAUAUUAGUAAAAGUACAUCAAGAAGUAAAUCUGUAAAUAAUUGUAAUAGAACGAUCUAUAUCGCAACAAAUAACCUUGCUUUACCGAUAGGAAGCUCCAUUAGACAAUAG